Messenger RNA from Biomphalaria glabrata, 2529 nucleotides. Its product is annotated as protocadherin Fat 1-like. Gene Ontology annotation, molecular function: calcium ion binding. Bases 424 to 2376 code for a protein of 650 amino acids. Lineage: Eukaryota; Metazoa; Mollusca; Gastropoda; Planorbidae. The record is from RefSeq and is a predicted model, not a curated record. The transcript has 18 exons. Gene Ontology annotation, biological process: homophilic cell-cell adhesion. Gene Ontology annotation, cellular component: membrane.
AAUGACACACCCGCAGUUUUCUUCCAUACCACCCUUGAUAUUUGCCUGGAACCCUACUGGGCCGGCCGAAAAAUGCCAUCAACAAAGCGGUUUCAUUUAUUUUGCUAGCCCAAGUUUCAAGUGGCACCCACUUAGGGCGUAUGUUCUAAGGCUGAACAAGACCUACUGCUUUUGUGCUGGCUUCGUAUAGCGUGAAGAUCGAAGCCAAGAUAAGUAUCUCUCAACGGUUCCUGCUUUUAUAAACUCACACUUUUCAAACAAAGGGACUGUACUUGUAACAGAUGAAAGCAUUACCCAGAGACACUUGUUUAUUGAGACCCUAAUUUAUUAAGUCUUUAUUAGGUUCUGCUUAUAGUUACUGAAUGCAGUGAACCAUUGACUAAAGCUCCAGUUUCUAUCGCAGAGUUCUUAGUUCAUAGUAAUAUGGGAUUACUAGUGAACAGUUUUGUGUUUCUUUGCUAUAUUUUAUUUGCUGCUGAGAUACGUGCGGCAACAAGUUUUACAUCCUUUGUACCAGACACUGUGACGAUACUGGCAACUACAAAAUCUCUUCUGAAACUCAACAGCAUGGUCAACUGUGACGUCACAACAGCAGGUCAUAUAUGUACAUGUUUAGUGAACUCCUAUUCCGUACCGUUUGAAACGUUCUGGUUGAGUGGAGAUGCAGGGUACUAUGUCAAUUACGACGGGACAUCGUCUCUAACACCAGGCACUACCAUCCCUGUCAGGGUCGAUUGUAAGGACAAUAAUAACAACGUUAUUGAUAAACAGACUUUAAAUGUUGUUGUCUCAAGCAACCAAUCACCAACCUUCACCAAUCCAGCAACCAGCACUGUAACCAUAGACGCCAGGGUCACGGACAUGUAUGAUACCAUAUCAACGUCAACCUACACUGACCCAGAAAAUGACGCUCUGACGUUUUCGAUGACGUCAAACCCAAGCGACAACUAUUUCUCUGUAGGGGCAGGUGAUGGAAUCAUCAGAGCAGCCAUUGACAUGCACACUGCCACUACACUGACACACAAGUUGACAGUCUCUGCCACUGACUCCUAUAACACUGUCAGUCCUGCUUAUGUUCUGUACGUUGAGAUAACCAAUAUCAACACUGCCCCAUCUAUCGACGGGCUGCCCGCCAAAGUGUUUCUGCCUGAGAGCGCAAAGGCCGGGGACACUAUCGUCGUUCUCAGCAUUACAGACGACGGAAACUUACCAUUGAGCCCCGUCUGCUCCGCCACCUCUACAGCGGACAAUGUCAAGUUCACUUAUGAUUCAAACUCUGAUGCCCUGGUAGUCAAAUAUGAUGGUGCCUUUGACUACGAGACACAAUCUAGUUACUCCAUUACCUGCACUGUGUCUGAUGGUUACUUAUCUAGCUCUGGCAAUGAUGUACUAACACUUAUUGUAACGAACGUGAAUGAGAUGCCAGUGUUUAAUAAAAAUCAAUACUUCUGUGUCCUUGACGAGGGUUCUGCCAACUCCAACUCCUGUAAGCUGAAUGCUGUUAUCACAGACCCCGAGGAUGGCACAGUGACUUCAGUUUUCUUUUUAUCCACAAAUAAUGGAUACAGAUUCUCCUAUUCUUCGGAUUAUGUGACCUUCGCCGUGAACUAUGACCUUGACCAAGACGCCUUGCCGUCCGAUGUCACCCUUAUUCUGGCUGCGGUGGACAGUGGUGGACUGACUGCGACUGUGACUGUGAACGUCCACGUCAAUGACGUCAAUGACAACUCCUGUCAAACAGACGCGCUGAAAUUCUACUCUCUAAAUCAAUUGUCCACGGUCAUGCAACUGGGGACUUUUAGCCAAUCAGAUGCAGACGUGACCUCACCCAACAAUGAUAUCUACUUUGAGGUCACGUCUGGAAGUCCAUCUUCAGCCUCCUCGCACAUUUACGUGGCCAGAAACGGGGACAUCUUCUACGCCAACAAGUUCGAUAGUUCAGACGAUGGAACAUCUUUUAAACUGUACGUCCGUUGCUUGGACAACGGAUCGCCUAAGACCACUUCGACGACCACCAUCGUCGUCCGCUACGACGAGUUGACCACAACAACUACCACGACGACAACGCCCACUACCACCGUGACCACCACGGCUGCGCCGGAGAAAGACAUUUGGGAGUACGAUGAGUUCAAAGCUCUGUUCGGAUCUUUAAUGGCGUUUUUAGGUCUUUUGGCCUUGCUUGGACUUAUCUUUCUUCUAUGUAGGUACUGUACGUGUCCAAAAAGACAACCAAAACUACCAAAGCCAAGGGAAGUCAAACCUCAGACUCCACCAGAGCCAAGGGCACUUACUCCUGUCACCCAAAGACCGGCUAUCCAAUCCAGCUGGGACAACUUCGCUUGGAGCAACAAUGAUAAAUUUGAAGGGACGCUAUAGGAUGUCUAAUGUUAAAAGUAGAAAUGCAACAGUUUGUUCCCUUGUUUUUCAACCGCUAAAUAUUUCUUUGUGAAAAAAACAACUUAUAUUUUAAAAGUUUAUAAAUUGUAAAAUGUUAUGUAUUGUAAAUGAAUUAUUCAUAUAAUGAUAUUA